UUGUGAGCUACAGUAUGUAUAAAUCUCCGUACCCUUCGCUCUCUUAGGAGUAUCAAUCGGUGUAGUGUCAAUCACAGCGGCGGCUUCCCUUUCAUCUCGAUCCUCCCAGUCGCUGCGAGAGAGAAGGCAGAGAGAGAAGAGACAGAGGACCGGGAAGGAGAGCUACAUUUCUUACGGAGCGGUGCUCCAGUUUGGAAGUCGGUCCACAGCGUAUCGGUUUAUAACGCACUCCUCGAUCUUUUGUAUAGUUUAUUACUUUUUUUUAGCCGUUAUUCAGUUCAAGUAUGUAUGUUCAUUCUAAUAGGGAUAGAUGCGCAGUAUUGUUUAAGUGGGGGAAAUAAAUAGUGUUCUACUUGUGACAAACAGGCAGCACGAGAUUCAGAGACGCGUUUUUUAAAUUAUAUUUUUCCUUAUUUUUUUUUCCACGAAAGGACUGCAACUCUCACAGGACCCCAGAACGAGGAAAUAUAAGCAGAAGUUUUUUUCUACAUGCACUUUGACCGUUAGCGGAGCUCCCGGGUGUGUGCCCUCCUCUGCCAAAUCUAACGGCACAUCUGACUCUCGUGAUGAGGUUUUGACUUCUGACAUUUUAAAGAGCCGAACUGGCGAGUGCCGCGGGUUGAGCGUGCACUACACACCCGCUUUUGCCGAUAACAUCUUCAAUUUCGGAUAUUUAGAAUUUGAAUCAUUGUAAGAAUCCAUAAUAUUUCGAAAAACAACGACAAAAAGGAUCUCCUGUUAAUUUAGCUAAAACAAAAAACGUGAUCGCACGCAGUUUCCUCCAGGGUACGGAGCGCAACACUUCAAGCCGCUUCAAGGAACAUUUUUGGUUUCCUUUUGGGGAUUUCCAUAGUUCCUCCAAUUUGGACAGUGCGAGUACUUCGACUGAAUCAAAAUGCCACAACUAGCAGGUGGUGGUGGUGGCGGGGACCCUGAGCUUUGUGCCACCGACGAAAUGAUUCCGUUCAAGGAUGAGGGAGACCAAGAACAAAUAUUCGCAGAACUCAGUCACUCAGAGGAAGACGAGGGAGACUUGGCAGAUAUCAAGUCAUCUUUAGUAAAUGAGUCAGAGACGAGUCCAAACAGCAAUCAUGAUGGAACUAGACAAUCCCAAAUAUCCCAAGACUCAUAUCAUGAAAAACACAGAGACCAUCACGACGAUGGGAAACACCUAGACAUGUACAACAAAGGUCACCAAUACUCUGGAUACCCAGGUUACAUCAUGAUGACUAAUAUGAACAACGACUCCUACAUGAACAACGGCUCCCUGUCGCCGCCCAUGCCCAGAACGUCCAAUAAGGUUCCGGUGGUGCAGCCAUCGCAUGCGGUUCAUCCGCUCACCCUCAUCACGUACAGCGACGAACAUUGCCCCGGACCCCACUCCGGACACCACCCCCAGGACGUCAACCCCAAACAAGGCAUGCAGCGGCAUCACCCCGGGCCGGACAUGACCAACUUCUACCCCCUCUCCCCUGGAGGAGUGGGACAGAUCACGCCCCCACUGGGAUGGUUCUCCCACCACAUGGUCCCGGGUCCCCCCGGCCCCCACGCCACAGGGAUCCCCCACCCGGCCAUCGUCAACCCCCAGGUCAAACACGAGCCCCAGCACGACAACGACCUGAUGCACAUGAAGCCUCAGCACCAGGACCAGAGGAAGGAGCAGGAGCCCAAGAGACCCCACAUCAAGAAGCCGCUGAAUGCCUUCAUGCUGUACAUGAAGGAGAUGAGGGCCAACGUGGUGGCAGAGUGCACGCUCAAGGAGAGCGCCGCCAUCAACCAGAUCCUGGGACGGAGGUGGCAUGCUUUAUCCAGAGAAGAGCAAGCUAAGUAUUACGAAUUAGCACGCAAGGAACGGCAGCUCCACAUGCAGCUCUACCCAGGCUGGUCCGCCAGAGAUAAUUAUGGAAAGAAGAAGAAGCGGAAGAGGGAGAAGAUACAGGAACCGGCUGCAGACCCCCAUAGAACUCCAUUCGACCCCUCCGCCCUCACUAGAGUGGGCUUUCAGAACCACCAUGCAGGUACAGGCCAGAGAAUGAAAACGGCGUACAUCUGAGCAUAAAUGGAGGAAAACGGAACGCUUUCUCCACGUCGUGCAAAGCGAAGGCAGCAGCUAUGGCCCCUCUGUUAGAGAUGGAGGCCUGCUAGAUUCCAUCUUAUCCCCGACCCCCAAGCCUCAACUCCUGUUCUCAGAGGAACUUGACUUUAUACUCCUCUCCUGCAGUGGACUCUCCUAUCUGCUGUAGAAACUCUGAACUGAACAAGACAAUCACUACUAAAGACCAUCAUCCAACCGCAUGCAAACUCCCCAGCCCCCUGACUCCCCAGCCCCCUGACUCCCCAGCCCCCUGACUCCCCAGCCCCCUCCCCAGCCCCUCACUCCCCAGCCCCCUGACUCCCCAGCCC
Messenger RNA from Oncorhynchus gorbuscha (pink salmon), 2403 nucleotides. RefSeq names its product lymphoid enhancer-binding factor 1-like. Gene Ontology annotation, molecular function: DNA-binding transcription factor activity, RNA polymerase II-specific; RNA polymerase II cis-regulatory region sequence-specific DNA binding. The record is from RefSeq and is a predicted model, not a curated record. Gene Ontology annotation, cellular component: beta-catenin-TCF complex. Lineage: Eukaryota; Metazoa; Chordata; Actinopteri; Salmoniformes; Salmonidae. Gene Ontology annotation, biological process: canonical Wnt signaling pathway; regulation of transcription by RNA polymerase II.